This is a messenger RNA of Mytilinidion resinicola, 1344 nucleotides long. Its product is annotated as ras-domain-containing protein. The coding region runs from base 230 to 865 and encodes 211 amino acids. The transcript has 4 exons. Gene Ontology annotation, molecular function: GTP binding; GTPase activity; GDP binding. Gene Ontology annotation, biological process: signal transduction. The record is from RefSeq and is a predicted model, not a curated record. Gene Ontology annotation, cellular component: plasma membrane. NCBI's taxonomy places the organism in Eukaryota, Fungi, Ascomycota, Dothideomycetes, Mytilinidiales, Mytilinidiaceae.
CACCACCCCAUCCCAUCACCACAUUCCCCCAGCCGCGCCCCGACGUCAAUUGCUGUGCCCCGACGCCGCGAGACGCCCACACUGCCCGUCCUCUCGCCCCGCUGCCGCCCGCUGACCGCCCGUCUUCGCGCCUCCUCGCUGCACACCUCGCCGGCGAACAAGCGCCCACCACUGCGGCCCUACAUCCGUCGACACCGCCGCCGCAGCGCUCCAGUUCACUUCACACACAAUGGCUUCAAAGUUCCUCCGGGAGUACAAGUUGGUCGUGGUAGGAGGAGGUGGCGUGGGAAAGUCGUGCCUCACCAUCCAGCUCAUUCAAAGCCACUUCGUAGACGAGUAUGAUCCAACCAUCGAAGACUCGUACCGCAAGCAGUGCGUGAUCGACGAGGAGGUCGCCCUGCUCGACGUGCUCGACACGGCCGGCCAGGAGGAGUACUCGGCCAUGCGGGAGCAGUACAUGCGGACCGGCGAGGGCUUCCUGCUCGUCUACUCGAUAACAGACAGGCAAUCGUUCGAGGAGAUCAUGACCUUUCAGCAGCAGAUUCUACGGGUCAAGGACAAGGACUACUUCCCCAUGAUUGUGGUCGGCAACAAGUGCGAUCUCGAGGGUGAGAGGCAGGUAUCAACUCAAGAGGGCCAGAAUCUGGCGCGACAGUUUGGCUGCAAGUUCAUCGAGACGUCGGCGAAAUCACGCAUCAAUGUCGACAACGCCUUCUACGACAUCGUUCGGGAGAUCCGCAGGUAUAACAAGGAGAUGUCAUCAUACUCGGGCGCGCCCCAGCAAGGAGCGAACGGCCAGAUGAGCAAGUUGGAAAUGGACGGCCACGACAAGAAGCGGGGUUGCUGCGGGUGCACCGUCAUGUAGAGGAGCGCGCGGAAACCAAUGUGCGUGUGGCUGUUGUUGCGGAGAAAUACCUGUCAUUGCUCGGUGCUGGAAUGCAUGCGGAACUUUUCCAGGUUGGGGGCCCCCGGAAAAUGUUCAUAUCUUGAAGCACGUUACCGUCAGUUUAACUACUUUCUUUGUAGGUCUUCAUGCGGCCUGCUUUCUUUUCUGCUUUAACAGUUUUAUUUCGUUUGCUUUGGGACUAGGUGUUGAUCAGGGCUUUUUCUACUCUCCGGGGCGCUCCUCCUGUCACAAGGUACUCAAAGCUUUUCUUGUUCGGGAAUCAAUGCUCUGUGCCUUUUCCAGAUAUGGAGGCUCGGGGUAUCGCGGCCGCCUUCUUCCUUUAGAUUAGUGUUUUCAUGGCAUCUGGUAACUUGCUCUCUGUCAAUCUGCUGCUCAGGCUAGUCUUACAGAGAUCGAGGUGCCUCCUAGUACAAUUAAGACUGAAUUGUUAUAUCCCG